GGUUGUGAGAGGCUGAGCUCUCUUCCUGGUCCCGCUCUCCUCGGUGCGCCUGCGCUGACACCAACUUCCAAGGAGGAGCAGCUAGUCGGUUCGCGUGUGCUACUGCGGUACUACAACCCCGGCUUGCUAUGCGACUCCACCGGGGGAACUUGGUUUGAAUUAGCGGUCCGGUUAUACCAAGGAUAGUGUUCUGGUGCACCGUAGGUCAUUGGAAGUAAAACGAGAGGUGCAGAUAGGGUGUGAGGGUCUUCGACAGAGGAGCGUGGCAGCAGGAGGGGGAUUUCUCUCUUUCCUAUCAGAUCUGCCUACAACCGGGGGGGCUGGCGUAGAAUAUGGCGGAACAUCACUCUGUUUCCGAUAGCAAGCACAAAGCUUCUGCUGCGAAUAUCGGAGCUUCGUUCUCUGGGAAUGGACGGACCAGUCCAGCGGGGAACGUCGGUAGCAGUACCACGGGAGCUCUCUCCACCGGGAUAGCUCAUCCGGCAGGCUGGCAGUCCUUACUAUCGUUCACCAUCCUGUUUCUGGCCUGGCUUGCUGGUUUCAGUGCCAGGCUCUUCGCUGUCAUCCGAUUUGAGAGCAUCAUUCACGAGUUUGACCCUUGGUUCAACUACAGAUCUACUCACCAUCUGACCAUCAAUGGCUUCUACGACUUCCUCAACUGGUUCGAUGACAGGGCCUGGUACCCACUGGGCAGGAUAGUGGGGGGCACGGUUUACCCAGGUCUGAUGGUAACAGCUGGUCUCAUCCACUAUGUUCUAAACCUGCUCCACAUCACGGUGCACAUCCGAGACGUGUGUGUGUUCCUGGCGCCCGUCUUCAGCGGCCUCACGUCCAUCUCCACCUUCCUGCUGACCCGCGAGCUCUGGAACCAGGGGGCAGGGCUUCUGGCGGCGUGCUUCAUCGCUAUUGUCCCCGGUUACAUCUCCCGCUCCGUGGCGGGCUCCUUCGACAAUGAGGGCAUCGCCAUCUUUGCCCUCCAGUUUACCUACUAUCUAUGGGUGAAAUCAGUGAAGACUGGAUCAGUGUUCUGGACCAUAGGCUGCUGCCUCUCAUACUUCUACAUGGUGUCUGCAUGGGGAGGCUACGUCUUCAUCAUCAACCUGAUUCCUCUCCAUGUGUUUGUCCUGCUGCUGAUGCAGCGCUACAGCAGACGAGUCUACAUCGCUUACAGUACGUUCUACAUCGUUGGUCUGGUGCUCUCCAUGCAGAUCCCCUUUGUGGGGUUCCAACCAAUCAGGACCAGCGAACACAUGGCUGCAGCAGGUGUGUUUGCAUUGCUCCAGGCCUAUGCCUUCCUCCAGUACCUGAAAGACAGACUGACCAGACAGGAGUUUCAGACCCUCUUCUUCCUGGGGGUCUCUCUGGCUGCUGGGGCGGUCUUCCUCACUGUUAUAUACCUGACUUAUACAGGACACAUCGCUCCUUGGAGUGGUCGAUUCUAUUCACUGUGGGAUACAGGGUAUGCUAAGAUCCACAUCCCCAUCAUAGCUUCUGUGUCGGAGCACCAGCCCACCACCUGGGUGUCGUUCUUCUUCGACCUCCACAUCCUGGUCUGUACCUUUCCUGCUGGACUCUGGUUCUGCAUCAAGAACAUCAACGACGAGAGAGUCUUCGAAUCUUCUCCAGCGGUGUCACUCGGCCCAGGCCUCCUACCUCUUCCAGCAGGAUAA
Salvelinus fontinalis (brook trout) is the source of this 1670-nucleotide messenger RNA. RefSeq names its product dolichyl-diphosphooligosaccharide--protein glycosyltransferase subunit STT3B-like. Lineage: Eukaryota; Metazoa; Chordata; Actinopteri; Salmoniformes; Salmonidae. Bases 333 to 1670 code for a protein of 445 amino acids. Gene Ontology annotation, molecular function: dolichyl-diphosphooligosaccharide-protein glycotransferase activity. The transcript is spliced from 10 exons. Gene Ontology annotation, cellular component: membrane. The record is from RefSeq and is a predicted model, not a curated record. Gene Ontology annotation, biological process: post-translational protein modification.